Molecule: messenger RNA, 1272 nt
Organism: Zea mays
Lineage: Eukaryota; Viridiplantae; Streptophyta; Magnoliopsida; Poales; Poaceae
Product: membrane protein
Biological process (GO): proteolysis
Cellular component (GO): membrane
Molecular function (GO): serine-type endopeptidase activity
Source: RefSeq, marked validated
AUCGCCCGCCGUCCUCUCCUCUCCUCCCCGGCCCCUUCACUCCACCAACGAACCCCACGCAGGCAGCAGCACGCGCAAGCCGCAAGGCAAGGCACAAACACUAGGGGCCGGGCAUGGCGACGCGGGCGGACGUGGAGAAGGGCGGGCCGGCGAGGAAGGAGCCCGGCAAGGUGCCGUCGCCGCUGUACCCGCAGCACGAGGGGGAGCGGGAGUGGGUGCCCUGGCUCGUCCCCGUCAUCUUCGUCGCCAGCAUCACCGUCUUCGUCGUCACCAUGUACGCCAACAACUGCCCCGCGCGCGACACCAACAAGUGCGUCGCCCGCUUCCUCGGCCGCUUCUCCUUCCAGCCGCUGCGACAGAACCCGCUCUUCGGGCCCUCCUCCGCCACGCUCACCAAGAUGGGGGCCCUGGUGUGGGAGAAGGUGGUGCACCGCCACCAGGGCUGGCGCCUCCUCUCCAGCAUGUGGCUCCACGCCGGCGUCAUCCACCUGGUCGCCAACAUGCUCUGCCUCCUCUUCAUCGGCAUGCGCCUCGAACAGCAGUUCGGAUACGUGAGGAUCGGCGCGAUCUACGUGCUCUCCGGCGUGGGCGGCGCCGUGCUGUCGUCGCUGGUCGUCCGGAACCGCGUCACCGUGGGGGCCUCCGGGGCGCUCUUGGGCCUGCUGGGCGCCAUGCUCUCGGAGCUGCUCACCAACUGGACCAUCUACACCAACAAGGCGGCGGCCGUGGCCACGCUCCUGUCCGUGGCCGCCGUCAACCUGGUGCUCGGCGUCCUGCCCCACGUCGACAACCUGGCGCACCUCGGCGGCUUCCUCGCGGGCUUCCUACUCGGCUUCGUCGUGCUCAUGCGCCCCCACUUGGGCUGGAUGGAGCGCUACGGACUCCCCGCCGGCGCGCCCUGCACCGCCAGGAAGUACCUCGCGUACCAGUGGACCCUCCUCGCCGUCGCCAUCAUCAUCCUCCUAGUCGGAUUCGCGGCCGGCAUGGCGAUGCUCUUCCGCGGCGCCAACGCCAACGACAGCUGCCACUGGUGUCACUACCUCAGCUGCGUGCCCACCGCCAGAUGGAACUGCACCAACUGAUGAUCCAUGCAUAGCGGCAGCAGCACGAGUUGGAGUUGCCACCCAUUUUCAUCUUCCGAUCCGUAUAGUCUCGUUACUGUAGAUAGCUUCUUUGUCAUUCAUUCAGAUCUCAACACACACGUCGGUCUCCUGUUCAUUUGAUUCAUUCUUUUACAUAAUGAUGCAAUGCAAUUAUUGAGAUUUCGAAUCU